AUGGACUUAUUCUUGGUAGUACUUAUCGCUCUCCAGUUCUUUGUAUCCAUCGUCGGAAUAAUUGGUAACGUAUCCGUCAUCAGGGUUGUUUGGUCGACGCGUUCAAUGCACACAACAACAAACUACCUCUUAGCAAACCUCGCACUGGCUGACAUUAUAACACUGUCUACCAACCCCUACCUGUAUAAAUUCGUAUUUGGAUCACUCCACUUUGGUUAUAAUGGCUGGAGCAAUUUGACCAACGAAUGGAUCUGUAGGGUUUUGCUUGAGAACGGUAUAGUAGGAGUUUUUGUGUGUGUUUCUGUUGCCUUACUUACCGUCGUGGCUGUUGAGCGUUACCAUGCCAUGGUGAAACCUUUAAGUCACCGAUUCAGACUUGGGAGAGAACAAGUAUGGAAGGUCGUACUGGUCAUAUGGUUUGUUAGUAUUUUACUAAAUAUCCCAAUUUUCAUCGACGUUAAAUUUGAUCCACAACUAAACGUAUGCAUAUCUGCCUUCGACCUGAAUACUGGAAAAGAAAUAGCUACUUAUCUUGCUUUCUAUCUUGGCAUUAAUAUCUGUAUUCCUGGAUUGAUAAUCACUGCUUGCUAUUUGUCCAUUUUAAAGGGCCUACUCAUAACUAACUCCAUCUGCUCUGAGACUGUUGAAACGAUUCAAGGGCGAGAGGAAAAGAAAAAGCUGGCAAAACUCUUAGCAUCAGUUACGGGCGUCUACUUUAUCUGUUUUGCGCCGUUUGCCAUUUUUAUGAUUUACUUGACCGCCAAGAAAUUCCUAAACAGCCAAGACAAGAAUUCCUCUCCCCUCUUUAAUUAUACGUACUUCGUUCUUACUUCUCUAAUUUUCUCAAACUCAUGUCUUAAUCCAGUGUUGUACGCGUUUCAAAGCUCCAGCUAUCGACGAGGCUUUGCAAAACUUUACACGUGCAAUUGUUUGAAAGCAAGGCGACAGAUUGUACAAGUCGAAUCUUUUAGCAUGGCUACUGACGCGAGAUUAAGAACCCAGCAACAAAGUACGCACAAUCUCUAAGCUUGGGAGGUGAAACUCGACGAGUGGACAUGAUGGGAUCUUUGAGACCAUUUGAAAAAGUAAAUGGUGAAAAUUCCAAAUCAUUUGGCCUUUAAAGGAGCUAUUCCAUCAUCGGCCAUUGCGCAUCUAGUCUGGUUCAGCAUAGUCAUUAGGAAUAGUUAUACGACUGAUAUCCAUCACAGUGGAACAAGGCUAAGAUAGAAUUUUUUUUCGUGUGGCGACAAAUGUAAAGACGAAA
Molecule: messenger RNA, 1264 nt
Organism: Nematostella vectensis (starlet sea anemone)
Lineage: Eukaryota; Metazoa; Cnidaria; Anthozoa; Actiniaria; Edwardsiidae
Product: somatostatin receptor type 2-like
Exons: 1
Coding region: 1-1026 (341 amino acids)
Biological process (GO): G protein-coupled receptor signaling pathway
Cellular component (GO): membrane
Molecular function (GO): G protein-coupled receptor activity
Source: RefSeq, a predicted model, not a curated record